AUGAAAACACCAGAAGAGGUUCAGACUGAAAUGAUGUCUCAAUUGUUUCGAUCAAAAUCUGGAGAAUAUAAAAAGUUGAAUGAAUCUGUGGAAUACCAUGACAACGCUAAGAAAAAUAAACAUGAAGACGUUUCUGCGAGUUUCCCUUGUACUUUCCCAGACUAUUUGUUACUUUUUCAGCCAUCAACUCUGACUAAUCAAGAUCCAUCGGAGCUUCUCGCAUCACUUGAAAAAGCACUUUCCGAGAAAUCUGAUAACUUGGAAUUUGAGCAAUCUCUUCAUUCCUUGAUUACUUUAGUGAUUGGAAUGUUCACUUCCUCCCCACACUGGCUGGUACGUGACAAAGCACUCAAAUGUCUUCGCUUGAUGAAUCAAAAACUGGGAAACCAAUCAAUUGAUAAACAUGCUAAAGCUUUGAUUUCCUGUAGAAAGCAGAGAAAGGUUUUGAAAAACUUAUUGACUCCCGUAAAACCACCUUGCUUUACACUUUGUCCAGAUGAAAUUUGA
Molecule: messenger RNA, 507 nt
Organism: Caenorhabditis briggsae
Lineage: Eukaryota; Metazoa; Nematoda; Chromadorea; Rhabditida; Rhabditidae
Exons: 3
Coding region: 1-507 (168 amino acids)
Source: RefSeq, a predicted model, not a curated record